UCUGGAAGACUCCAUCAGCAGCAGAGGACUAGAAGGAGAGACUGUAACCAGAAGCUGUGGCUCUCCUACCUAACUGGUCAGCACCAUGAUGCAGCCUCAAGUCUUCAUUUCUGGCCUCAUACUUCUUCUCCCAGGUGCUGUGGAUUCUUAUGAAGUAGUGAAGGGGGUAGUGGGUCACCCUGUCACACUGCCGUGUACUUACUCAACACGUGGUGGAAUCUUUACCACAUGCUGGGGCCAAGGGGCAUGCCCGUCUUCUCAUUGUACCAACACACUUAUCUGGACCAAUGGAUACCGCGUCACCUAUCAGAGGAGCAGCAGAUACCAGCUAAAGGGGAAUAUUUCAGGAGGAAACGUGUCCUUGACAAUAGAGAAUGCUGUCCCGAGUGACAGUGGUCUGUAUUGUUGUCGCGUGGAGGUUCAUGGAUGGUUCAAUGAUCUCAAAGUGACCUUUUCAUUGGAAGUUAAACCAGAAAUUCCCAUAAGUCCUCCAACAAGACCCACAACUACAAGGAGACCCACAAUUACAGGGAGACCCACAACUACAGGAAGACCCACAGCUGCAGGAAGACCCACAACUACAAGGAGACCCACAACUAUAACAAGAUCCACAACUACAGAGAGACCCACAACUACAGGAAGACCCACAACUGCAGGAAGACCCACAACUACAGGGAGACCCACGACUCUGUCAACAGGACUCACACGUGUGCCAGCAUCACCCAGAGUCUCUACCUUUGCUCCAACAACACUAGCGCACACGCAGACUCACAUGUCAGAACCCACUACAUCUUACCCAAGUCAGACUACAGCUGAGGUGACAGAAACUUCAUCCUACACCCCUGCAGAUUGGAAUAACACUGUGACAUCCUCAGAAGACUCUUGGAAUAAUUAUACUGAAUCAAUCCCUUCAGGGAUGGCACAUAACACGACGAAGGAUUUCUUUAUCAACAUCCCCAUCACUGUUCUGCUGUUGCUGCUGCUUGUGUGCACCACAGUUAUCACUAGGUACAUCCUUAUGAAAAAGAAGUCGAGGUCUCUACGCUUGGUGGCAUUUCGUGUCUCGAAGAUUGGAGCUUUGCAAAACACAGCGAUUGUGUGGCCCUGAGGUGAAGACAACAUCUACAUUAUUGAAGACGGUUCUUAUUCCUACUGAAUGAGCCCCAGUGGUCCUCUGAGGAGUCCUCUGCCUGAGACUGCAAAGACAGCAACUGGAUUUGACAGCACAAACAGCCUUUCCAGCUGCAGGGCUAUGUUCUGUGUCCGUUCAUCCAGCAGUGGUGGAGAGGGUGACCCUCCGCUGUUAAUACACAAACUCACAGUUCAUAUCAUGCUAAUUCUUAUAUCAACACUGCCUCAGUCUCUCCACUCCAGAACAUUCUCUCAAACAAAUAUUUUAGAGUUUUGAGUUUCCUUUAGUCAUUAUAGUCAUUGGUAGUACAGGAAAUACUCCUGCCUCGAUUAUUAAAACCAUUAAGAGGAAUAGGAUUGAAAGAUUUAAAAAAAAAAAAAAAAGAGAGAGAGUGUGGGUGGGAGGAAUAUACUAAAUUUAGAAAUAUUUCAUGUUCAUGUUUUAUCUCAUAUCAUAAUUUGAAAUGUCACUUUCCCUAUUCUUCUCAAGAGGUAAAAAUCAUGGGAACAUGCAGGUUUUAAUUUCCCUCAUAAACAAAUAGUAGAAGGAGAUCUAAUAUUACCAUUAGAGUUAGUUGUGCUUUCUCAUAGCUCUGGAAAUAGGAUACAUUUAUUAUGGAAUUGAUCUUAGGAUAAGGAUCAUCAUGUCAGGAGAGGCUACCAUGGUGAGAAUGGACCAGGCAGACAUCAGGGAAGAAAAUAAUGGACCAACGGACUGAGGUCAUCAGUGCUGUUUCUCCCGCAGGCUGACUCGAUGCCCAGAGCUCCUAUUCUCACCACUGGGCUGUGAAUCAGGAGCUGGAAGGAGGCAAUGCAGAGAUGAAGGGGAAGGGGGAGCAGGACACAGGCUCUGCCUGAAAGAAGUCCUAGUCCAGGUGUGACAGA
Messenger RNA from Alexandromys fortis (reed vole), 2016 nucleotides. Its product is annotated as T-cell immunoglobulin and mucin domain-containing protein 2-like. The record is from RefSeq and is a predicted model, not a curated record. Gene Ontology annotation, molecular function: virus receptor activity; phosphatidylserine binding. The transcript has 9 exons. Lineage: Eukaryota; Metazoa; Chordata; Mammalia; Rodentia; Cricetidae. Gene Ontology annotation, biological process: positive regulation of mast cell activation; phagocytosis, engulfment. Gene Ontology annotation, cellular component: cell surface. The coding region runs from base 86 to 1108 and encodes 340 amino acids.